This is a messenger RNA of Clarias gariepinus (North African catfish), 2122 nucleotides long. RefSeq lists its product as uncharacterized. The record is from RefSeq and is a predicted model, not a curated record. Lineage: Eukaryota; Metazoa; Chordata; Actinopteri; Siluriformes; Clariidae. The transcript has 5 exons. Bases 92 to 1669 code for a protein of 525 amino acids.
UACAGAUCCAUAUCCACUUGUUCAGUACACAAUUGGGGGGAAACGCAUGGUGACUUUAAAGAGAUAUAUUCAUGUUUGAGAAUCUGCUGGCAUGUCUGGAAGAUCUGCCAAGCUUUUGGUGAUUGUGAGUCAAGAUGAUUCAAGAAAGUUGCUUCUGCCAGAUGGAAUUCCCGAAUCAGUGGCUGAGCUCAUUGAAAAAGUGAGGGAGGCUUUUGGAUUAAAUGGUAGAUUCAGACUACAGUAUCAGGACAAAGAUUUUGGGGAUGUAUUUGUAAAUUUGACAAACACUGGAGAUCUUCAAAAUCUUGGCACUCUAAAGAUUAUCCCCUUGUCAGAUGAAGACUCAUUCACUGCUCAAACAAAUGAUGGGACCCAGUCUAAUGAUGAUGCUCUGUCCUCUGUUGGCUCUGGAGACACUGAUGAUACAAUCAUUCUUUCACUCCCUUACUCGGAAACAGUUUCUACAAGAAAUCAACAGUGGCCAAAAGAAUUUAAUAUUCCAUGCUUUUCUUAUGACACUGAACUCCAAUUAGAGAGAGGAAAUGCUCUUUUUAAGGCUAACGGAACAAGGCUGUCUGUCACUCCAAAGAUGAAGUCUGAUAUUCUGGAGAAGGUUUGUGAUGAGAUAUACAAGUAUAAAUCUUAUCCCAGCAGUGCAAACUUCUGUGAAGUUUCAGAGGCACUUAUCAAGAAACACCCUUGCUUAGCAGAAAAAGGAUCCUUCAAUGGGUGCUAUGGGUGGACACAGAGGUUCAAAAUGAAGAUGGGAAACCUACGCACACAUUUGAAAGGUCUUGGAUGCCCUGAGUAUUUGGUAAAUUCUCUGAAAACCAAAUCUUCAGACCAAGUUUUUCCAGCAAAAAAUGUUAAGCGACCUAGACGUGGUGAGGCCAAUCAUAUCCCAUCCCUUCCUGCUGGAGAGACAUCAGCAAACCUUGAAGUUGAGCGCCUGGCACUUUUAAAGGAAGGGAAGAAAAGAAACAAUGCAUUGACAAUCAGAGAAAAAAUGACAAAGACAUUUGCCAUACGCAGACAAGAGAUUGUGGAAAACCAACCUAGUGUUCAAGAACUGCAAGAAAGAUGGCCAGCACUGUUUCAACAAGAGGAGAUUAAUGCGGAAUUUUUGCGCAUCACGACCUUACCUUUACUACCGAGAUUUAUGGCUUCUUUGGACAGACAGAGCUCUCAGCUUCUCCAGGUUAUUAGGAGCAAAGGUGGAGUCCUCCGUGAAAAAACUAAGGACACUAUUCAAGUUCUGGAUCAGAGUGUGGACAUAGACAUCAGAAGAGAGUGCCUGCUGAAGUGCCUGAUCAUGUAUCUUGGUGAAGAUGCAAGCUGUCUGAUCAAAGAAUACCAGGCUGGCCAAAGGGAGGAAGCGGAGAAAGAAUUCGAAAAGACCACCAUGGCAUUUUUUGUCAUCCGUGAAGGUGAUGCUCUUAGUCGUGCACUGGACAUUUCCAUUGUUAUUGACGGUGUGGAAGUACUAAAUGAGUUGCCCUCUGUUGCAUGUGCCUGUGCCAUGAUGUUUGGACUCAUUUAUGCACUGAACUUAAAAUAUCCUGAAGGACUAAAAUAUACAUUUGAGGCUUUUCAAAAAAUAAUCAUGGAUAUAGAGAGUAAGCAGAUGAGCCGAAGGGUGCAGAACCUCUCUUCAAAGCUGCAGGAGUAAGUUUGUUUUCUUUGACCAAGCUACAAUGUUCUGCUGAUGGUAAAUUGCUUUGAAGAUGUAGGACUUUAUGAACGCUUUUAUACAAAGUUAACUAGUGUUUACUAAACCUGGUUUGUUUUAUCUUGGUUAAGAUGUGUUUUAUCUAGGGUUAAAUAGUUUACCCCAAAAUUAAAAUUUGUAUGUUGUUUACUUAUCCUUAAGCUAUUCAAGUAUUCAACUUUAAUUAAAUUUGGUUAACAGACAUAAUAGAAUUUUUAUUAUAUAUUUUUCUCCUACCAUUGGCUAAUUUGGUAAGUUUUAUUAAAAGUGCUUGGUUGUACACUGCCCAUUUUAAAGCAGUUUUUGGUGCCAAACUUGUUCUGAAGAAUUUUCUUGCAUAGUCAGUUCUAAGUGACUGUUCAUGGAAAGGUUACAUGUUUCUCUUCAAAACCAUAGCUGAUUCUUAUGGUGAAU